UCGGUCCCUUAAUCAACGACGGAGAAAACACAGCAUCGUGCUGCUGCAACUGCAAGACACCAAUCUCGGGACAAAGGCGUAGACCAAUUCUCUUGUCCUUCACUCCUUCGCCCUCGCCCUUUGGAAUUGGCAAUUGGGGUUGUGGAGAGAGAAAACUGGUUCUCGCCAUUCACAAAUCAAUUAUGAUAUGUAUAUAUAUUUUGAAUGACACCCCCUCCAUCUCUCCUGUCUUUAACUAUUCAUUCCGCCAUCCUUAACCUUUCCAGCAUCUCCGAUCUCUCUUUUCUCCCUGAUCAUAUCGUCCUUGAACUCUUCCUGCAAACAUUACGGGCUGGAAAACUAAACGAGAGAGUUUUGAGGUUGUUCGUGGCAACCGGAAAUGAUGAAGUUCUUUCACUCAUCGAGGCAUUCAAUAUCCAGCAAAUUGUCACCCCUGUUCUUCCUACCAGGUGUUCAGAAAAAUUCUAGGAUUCAAUGCUAUGGUGUGAUUGCAUUUUAGAUCAUUAAAAUUCAGCCACUUCUUGUAAGGAGACUUAACAAUUUUUUUUAUCUUUUGAAUAUUAUAAUUACAAAUCAUUGUUUCUAUUUUCUGGAGAAGUUUGAAAGAUGUCCCAGCUUAAUAUUAAGGAUAGCGAGGUCGACAUUGUGAUUGGAGC
This is a messenger RNA of Momordica charantia (bitter melon), 656 nucleotides long. Its product is annotated as UDP-arabinopyranose mutase. The record is from RefSeq and is a predicted model, not a curated record. NCBI's taxonomy places the organism in Eukaryota, Viridiplantae, Streptophyta, Magnoliopsida, Cucurbitales, Cucurbitaceae.